Messenger RNA from Acomys russatus (golden spiny mouse), 1072 nucleotides. RefSeq names its product activating transcription factor 3 (gene Atf3). Gene Ontology annotation, cellular component: nucleus. Gene Ontology annotation, molecular function: RNA polymerase II cis-regulatory region sequence-specific DNA binding; DNA-binding transcription factor activity, RNA polymerase II-specific. The coding region runs from base 247 to 792 and encodes 181 amino acids. Gene Ontology annotation, biological process: regulation of transcription by RNA polymerase II. NCBI's taxonomy places the organism in Eukaryota, Metazoa, Chordata, Mammalia, Rodentia, Muridae. The transcript has 4 exons. The record is from RefSeq and is a predicted model, not a curated record.
AGCAUUACGUCAGCCUGGGAUUGGUAACCUGGAGUUAAGCGAGCUCUCUGCCUGCGCGAGGGCUUUAAAAGGGGUGAUGCAACGCGCUCCCAGCCACAGUCUCACUCAGCGAGGCGCGCUGCUUACGGUGCUUCCCCGGCUCCCGAGCCGCCGCCGAGCCCUCGGUGCUCGCCUGCCUGCGGAACAGACGGACCGCCUCUGGCCGCUCUCUGGACCCUGGCCUCCCCGAGCGAAAACUGGAGCAAAAUGAUGCUUCAACAUCCCGGCCAGGUCUCUGCCUCGGAAGUCAGCGCAUCUGCCAUCGUCCCCUGCCUCUCACCUCCUGGGUCACUGGUAUUUGAGGAUUUUUCUAACCUGACUCCCUUUGUCAAGGAAGAGCUGAGGUUCGCCAUCCAGAAUAAGCACCUGUGCCAUCGGAUGUCUUCUGCACUGGAGUCAGUUACUAUCAACAACAGACCUCUGGAGAUGUCAGUCAUGAAAUCUGAGGUGGCCCCUGAAGAAGAUGAAAGGAAAAGGAGGCGACGGGAAAGAAAUAAAAUUGCAGCUGCCAAGUGUCGGAACAAGAAAAAAGAGAAGACAGAGUGCCUACAGAAAGAGUCGGAGAAGCUGGAAAGUGUCAACGCCGAGCUGAAGGCCCAAAUCGAGGAGCUAAAGCAUGAGAAACAGCACCUGAUCUACAUGCUCAACCUGCACAGGCCCACGUGUAUCGUCCGGGCUCAGAACGGGCGGACUCCGGAAGACGAGAGGAACCUCUUUAUCCAACAGAUAAAAGAAGGGACCUUGCAGAGCUAAGCUGCGGAGGCACGGGGGCUACUGGGGAGUCCCUACUGAAUCCUCCUUUUCCACCCCAAACCCUGAAGCCAGUUAGAAAACUUGGCUUUCUGCGUACUUCUAGAAUCUCAGCGGCUGAGAGCCGUUGGGGCAGGACGGCCUACAGUGGCUGACUACUGCUGCCCCACUCUGCCCCGAAGUGAACGGUGGACCAGGCAGGAACAUCCUUUGUCUCGCUAACUCCAGGACUUAGGCCUUACCGUCCCGGCCAUCCUCAGAUGGCAGCGUAGCUGGCCCCUGG